Venturia canescens is the source of this 1972-nucleotide messenger RNA. RefSeq lists its product as uncharacterized. The transcript has 2 exons. The coding region runs from base 233 to 1618 and encodes 461 amino acids. The record is from RefSeq and is a predicted model, not a curated record. NCBI's taxonomy places the organism in Eukaryota, Metazoa, Arthropoda, Insecta, Hymenoptera, Ichneumonidae.
UUCCAACCUUGCCUCGUAGCUGCUAUAUAUUGAACGGAAUUUUUUGCACCGAAAAUGGACAUUUCAGGCAACUAGAUUGCCGAUGUUUUGGAAAACCACUGACGCUCGCUCUGCCAGCAGGAGGUAUGUCAUUUGCAUGGAUGUGCGUUUGGUCGGUUGAAGAAAGUGAGACAAAAUCAUCUUGAAGUGUUCUGGGUUUGCACUCAUUAAUACUAAAAUAAUAUCACCAAAUAUGCGUAAGUGGUAUCAAGCAUGUUUGGCGACAAUCGCAUUACUGAGUCUUGGCGCGUUGGUCGUUUAUAGACACGAGUACAAUAAACUUCGAUAUGUUCUCGAGGUACUGAAUUAUUUUGGUAAUCGAGAUGGUGCACGUUGCAAUGAGACUUGGACAACGAUGAAUGAGGGAAAUCUGCAGCAUCAUGACAGCAGUGAAAAUUUUGCUGAGCCAAUUCCCUCAUGGCAAAGAUUAACCAACGAAAUUUACGUGUAUUCCGCUUAUCGAACAAAUGUCGGAAAAGUUAAGGCAGUGAGCAUAGCAAAAUUUAGGCAAUUUCCUUCGUUGAUACUUUCUUGCGAUAUUUUGUACCUUGAAAAUGAUCAAAUUGGGUAUCUUCCUGGAAAAUUGUCAUAUGAAUCAAUUGAUUUAUCGGCUGGGGAAAAAAUUGUUGCACAAAAAGACAGAUACAGCAAUAAUACAUACAAGGCUCUCAACUUGGUUUGUAAUUUCAAAGAGAAUGAGCCGUAUAAGAUUAUAACCGCAGUCAAAUUUUCAACAAAUAGCCAUGUUAGUCCAGGAAGGGCAAAAAAUAAUGGAAUGACAAUAAUGCUGCCAGUGAGAGAAUCAAAAAUUCGAACAGACGACACCAAGGAUACCAGCAGCAUAAAUAAUGAGAUGAUUGCUGGUGUGUGUGUCGCUUCCUUCGAUUUAAAUCCUGUGAUUUCCAGAGAUAUAGCAGAUUUUAUAACUUUUCAUACGUUCCUUGGUAUCGAUCGAUUCAUUGUUUACGAUUUCGGUGGUACAGCUCCCAAAUUCACUGACCUAACGGAAUGGCCAAUGUCAAAAAGUUCUGGUGUUCCAUUGAUGUCGAGGCUUGCAACUUACACAACAUUGCCAUGGAAUUUCCCGUUUAGCAAAGUUCCCCCCGACGUUGUUCGAAGCAUUGUACAUACAGAUUGUCUCUAUCGUACUCGUAGGAAAGUCGACAUCAUUGUGACACUGACCUGGGACGAAUACAUUGUCUCCAAAUAUCAUUCUACAAUAGCCAAAUUAUUCUCAGAUUUUGAGAAAACCGAUUUUGUCGCUAAUCGUUAUAAGAUAUCGACGAAUAAUUUAUGCAUCGAUCAGACCGACGAUACCCCAAAAAUAUAUACGUACGAAAAAUUCAUGGAUAUCGAUCCUAUUUUUAUUUAUCGCCAAUUAAAAAAUAGCCAUUUGAAAGAAUCGAUCGAAACUAAUAUAACAACGCGAGAUCCGAGUCCCGAACUUAUAGUUAUUAAUAGAUACGAAGAUAAUUGCGAUCGCAACAGUAAAAAUAAAAAGGCGGAGUUCCGAGCCGCUUCUCUCGAUGAUUACGUUGGAAAGUUUUCAAAAUUGUUAAUAAACUCGACGUCGCUCUAAUAAAUAAUAAUUUACACUCUGGAUAUUAUUUGCGAAAGAAGAUUCAAUGUCUGAUAAUUCCUUGCAAUUUUUAUGUGUAUUUUCUAGAUAGAACAAUUCUUAUACAAGAGUAUAAAAUAAGAAUAAAUAGAUCAUCAAAGUGCCAGAGUAUCGCGUCGUGCACACUUUUGCGGUGUGUUGGCGUGACGAAAUAAUUGCUUUGUCUCUCCGCGACUGUGCAAUUGCGAAAACUUUUAUACGAUUUUUGGUAUGUAAAUUUAUUGCGAUAUCGGAGCAGCGAUGAGUUGAAUUGCCGAUAAGCAUGAGGAGAUGAUGUACGAAAAUCAUAAUAAUAAAUCAACAUUCAUUUGUUUA